CCGCGGCUUUGGCAGCUCGUCUCAGUUACCAUCUCCGAUCCAAUCCCCUCGCCGCCGCCGCCGCCGCCGGCUCCUAGGGUUCCACCACCGCCCCCGUCCAUGGCGCCGCCGUCGUCGUCCGACCAUCCUGCCGCGGCCGCCGUCGAGGCCGCCGGAGCCAUCUCCAAGGUCCUCAUCGUCAUAGCGAUGCAGACGGAGGCGCUCCCGCUCGUCAACAAGUUCCAGCUCGUCGAGGCGCCCACCGACGAAUCCGUAUUCCCAAAAGGUGCUCCAUGGACUAGAUUCCACGGCAACUACAAAGGUCUCCACAUCGAUCUUGUUUGGCCUGGAAAAGAUCCUGUUCUCGGAGUUGAUAGUGUUGGUACAGUGUCAGCAGCUCUUGUGACCUAUGCUUCUAUACAAUUGUUGAAGCCAGACCUUAUCAUCAACGCUGGCACUGCUGGCGGUUUCAAGGCCAAAGGAGCAGGUAUUGGAGAUGUAUUCUUAGCAACAGAUGUUGCAUUCCAUGACAGGAGAAUACCAAUUCCCGUCUUUGACAGUUAUGGAAUUGGAGCACGGAAAACAUUUGCGACCCCAAAUAUAGUGAAGGAACUUAGUUUGAAGGUUGGGAAGCUGUCAACUGGUGAUUCUUUAGAUAUGUCUCCCCAUGAUGAGUCAGCAAUCCUGAGCAAUGAUGCUACAAUCAAGGAUAUGGAGGGAGCAGCGGUGGCAUACGUUGCUGACAUGUUCUCAACGCCUGCAAUCUUUGUCAAAGCUGUGACUGAUAUUGUUGAUGGGGAGAAGCCAACGGCAGAAGAGUUUCUGCAAAACUUAAUUGCCGUGACAAUGGCGCUGGACGUGGCUGUUACCAAAGUGGUCGACUUCAUCAGCGGGAAAUGUAUCUCUGAGCUCUGAAAAGCCCAACUCUGCCAUGGUUUUCUGGGUUCCGCAAAUUGAGGGAGCUUGUAUAUGUCAAAUCCAAGUCCCCCUGCAUUAGUCAGUGUACCAUGCUAUACAUUGCUGGCUUCAUAAUAGCUCUUAUAAUAUUAGCUGGGGUUUCCGACAUUGUUGGACUUUCUCGUGACCCCAUUAUAUACAAAUUUGUGGUGAUUACUCAGAGCCAAUGUAUCGGAUUUUGUAGGAUCUGUUGCAAAAUGUGCAGGCUUAAUAAUGAAGGCGAUGUACUGUUAAACUAGAAUAAAUGAAGAUGAUGGGCGCACUCGAAUUCCCAUGAAUUUGAAUUCAGCAGAGAGAAAGAACUCUCUGGUUUUCUGUUUUUCCCAGUUUCCAAAUGCAGUGAGUGAAUAGUUGUUGUAGUAAAGGCACUUUCCUUAUAUGUGUUCAGCCAAUAAACUGCUUCAAUUCUGA
Brachypodium distachyon (stiff brome) is the source of this 1347-nucleotide messenger RNA. RefSeq names its product 5'-methylthioadenosine/S-adenosylhomocysteine nucleosidase 2. Gene Ontology annotation, molecular function: methylthioadenosine nucleosidase activity. The record is from RefSeq and is a predicted model, not a curated record. Lineage: Eukaryota; Viridiplantae; Streptophyta; Magnoliopsida; Poales; Poaceae. The coding region runs from base 100 to 894 and encodes 264 amino acids. The transcript has 8 exons. Gene Ontology annotation, biological process: nucleoside metabolic process.